GCCUUCACACUAUAAAUGCCCCCACCACUCGUCUUCCUCUUUCCUCCUAACCAUCAUACCCGAGAUCCAAGCUCAAGCAGCAGAGCCAUGGAAUUAGAGCAUCGCCAGUCAGCCACAUGGGAAGGCUAUGUAAAUUGGAGGAACAAGCCUGCUCUCAGAGGUCGACAUGGCGGCAUGCUCGCUGCCUCCUUCGUUCUUGUGGUGGAGAUAUUGGAGAAUCUGGCAUAUUUGGCCAAUGCGAGCAAUUUGGUGCUAUAUCUGAAGCAGCACAUGCACUUAUCUCCUUCGAAAUCGGCCAACAGUGUCACCAAUUACAUGGGAACCGCCUUCCUCCUCGCCCUCCUCGGUGGUUUCUUGUCCGAUGCCUUUUUCACCACUUAUCACAUCUACCUGAUAAGCGCAGUAAUUGAAUUCCUGGGCCUGAUAAUACUCACUAUACAAGCUCGCGUACCUUCGUUAAAGCCACUGGAAUGUGACGCAACGACCCCAUGCGAAGAAGUUGCUGGUGGAAAAGCAGCGAUGCUUUUUGCAGGCCUCUAUUUGGUGGCUCUGGGGGUUGGAGGAAUCAAGGGUUCACUGGCAGCACAUGGUGCUGAGCAGUUUGAUGGGACUACCCCUUCUGGAAGGAAGCAGAGAUCAACCUUCUUCAACUACUUCGUUUUCUGCCUAUCAUGUGGCGCCCUCAUUGCUGUCACUUUCGUUGUAUGGAUUGAAGACAAUAAAGGGUGGGAAUGGGGUUUUGCAAUCUCUACUAUUAGCAUUCUUGUGUCCAUCCCCGUCUUCUUGUCUGGCUCUGCUACUUACAAAAACAAGAUCCCUACCGGAAGUCCACUCACAACCAUUUUCAAGGUUCUGAUUGCUGCUUCAAUUAAUACCUGCUUCAAUAGAAAUUCUAGCAGUGCUGUUGUGAAUAUGGUCUCAAGCCCUUCUAAUCUUAAGUCAAUUAGAAAAGAAGCAGAGGAAGAAGCAGCAAAAACAAGCAAGUCAGCUGAAACGCCAACAGAUACGCUCAAAUUCCUCAAUAACGCUGUUGCAAACAAGCCAGUCCACUCAUCACUAGGAUGCACCGUGCAGCAAGUGGAAGAUGUCAAAAUAGUACUGAAAGUACUGCCCGUAUUUGCUUGCACCAUCAUGCUUAAUUGCUGCCUUGCACAACUGUCCACAUUUUCUGUUGAACAAGCUGCCACCAUGGACACCAAGCUCGGUUCCCUCAUGGUGCCACCAGCAUCAUUACCAGUUUUCCCAGUAAUCUUCAUCAUGAUCCUAGCACCAAUCUAUGACCACAUCAUCAUCCCCUUUGCUCGGAAAGUAACCAAAACAGAGACAGGCGUCACUCAUCUCCAGAGAAUUGGGAUUGGAUUAGUCCUCUCUAUAGUUGCCAUGGCAGUAGCAGCUCUGGUUGAGAUAAGGAGAAAAAGAGUGGCCACACACACAGGGCUAUUAGAUUCCACCAAACCACUGCCCCUCUCAUUCUUUUGGAUUGCAUUUCAGUACUUAUUCCUAGGAUCAGCUGAUCUGUUCACCUUGGCAGGUUUGUUGGAGUUCUUCUUCACAGAAGCCCCAGUAAGGAUGAGAUCUUUGGCCACAUCUCUUUCCUGGGCCUCAUUGGCUCUGGGAUACUACCUCAGUACGGUGAUUGUAUCAAUAGUAAAUAAUGUCACUGGUAACUCAACCCACAGACCCUGGUUAUCGGGUAGCAACCUUAAUCACCAUCAUCUGGAGAGGUUCUAUUGGCUCAUGUGUGCUCUAAGUGGUCUGAAUUUCCUGCAUUACCUCUUCUGGGCUAUUCGGUACAAGUAUAGAGGAGCAGGAAAUAGUGGAUGAAGCAAAGAGGGGGGAAAUUUGCCAAAUGGUCCAUGAGUACAAGUUUACGAGACCAUUGGUCAAUAGCAUGCCAAGGUUGGAACUUGGGUGUACCUUUUGGCCCAAAAGAAAAAAGGGCUGGAUAGUGGAUAGAUAUACCCGUGACUGGAUGGACAGAUGGAUCUGCACGUCCUUCCCAUGGAAGUGGGGAUAUAUCUUUCUAGUAUUUAUUAAACAAAACAAAACCAAACGGGAGAGGAGAAAAUUACUCACUUGUAACCAGCUUAGGCUUUUUGUCCUUUUCAAUUAAUAUAUGCAUAGUUGCCAAUGGCUCUUGCCCACGCU
Neltuma alba is the source of this 2148-nucleotide messenger RNA. Its product is annotated as protein NRT1/ PTR FAMILY 4.6. Lineage: Eukaryota; Viridiplantae; Streptophyta; Magnoliopsida; Fabales; Fabaceae. The record is from RefSeq and is a predicted model, not a curated record. Gene Ontology annotation, cellular component: membrane. Gene Ontology annotation, molecular function: transmembrane transporter activity. Gene Ontology annotation, biological process: transmembrane transport. Bases 16 to 1824 code for a protein of 602 amino acids. The transcript has 5 exons.